GGACAAUCUCCUACUCCAUUAUCCGACGAUAGUUGUAAGAACCUCUCGCACAUCCCCCAAAUUUCUCGGCACAGAGGUAGCCAGUCGUAAGAGAGAGAAAACAUGGAAGAAGCGAAAGCAUUAGCGCAACGCCAACAACAACUAAUCUUACAGCAACAACAUCAACAACAACAACAACAACUCUAUCUUCUUCAACACUUUCAACAACAACAACAACAACAACAUCAACAGCAUCAACAGCAUCAACAACAACAACAUCAACAACAACAUCAACAACAAAGACAACAACAACAAGCAGCAAUGGCGCGAUUUCCGUCGAACAUCGAUGCUCAUCUGCGACCUCUUGGUGCAAAUCGUCCAUUAGGUCAAAAUCAGAAUCAAAAUCAAAAUCAAAGUCAUAAUAAUAGCCCUAGUUCUAAUUCAAUUCAUCCGAUUCAUCAGCAACAAGUAAACCCUAGCUCGAAUUCUCAAAUUCAACAACAACAGCAACAGCAACAGCAGCAGCAAUUGCAGCAGAAGUUGAAUAGAACGCCGUCUCAAUCGCAGCCGUCUUCGGCUCCGCUUGCUGGAAAUCAAGCUGAACUUCAGAUGGCUUAUCAGGAUGCUUGGCGUGUUUGUCAUCCUGAUUUUAAGCGUCCUUUCUCUUCUCUUGAAGAUGCUUGUGAAAGGCUGCUACCGUACCAUGUUGUGGCAGAUUAUGAAGCUGAAGAAGAUGAUAGAAUUCUUGAUUCUGAUACUACAGGGCAAAUACUCUCACGCUCCCAGCAGUGGGAUCACAAUAUUGCUGCUAAAGUAGCCGAGUUCACAUCAACUUUCGAGAAACAGACACUGGCCUUUAAUAUUAUAACUCGAAAGCGGACCUUGGGAGAAUUUCGCUCAGAGGAGAGAUUGAUGCUUGAACAGGCUCUGUUACAAGAAGAAAAACGAGCCAUUAUGGAAGUACGGGCAGAGAUUGAGUCAAGAGCUGGCCGAGAGGCUCAUGAGGCUAAGUUGCGGAUGGCAGCCCUUCAGGCUGAGCAAGCUCGCGCUGAAUCACAGGCACAUGCUGAGUUGAUGGCUCGAGCCCCUAUUAGGGUUAAUGCUCUUGGAUCACAAGGAAAUGAUGCUUCCAUGAAUCAUGAACUGACUGAUCAAGAACAAGGGGUCAUCCCUGAUGAGAUGAUCAAUGGGUGGGGCAAUAACGCACAGAGGGUGGAGAGAGAACCUUCGGAUGAUUUCUUGAAUGAUGAGGAGGCAGAAAAUGGAGAUGCGGGAAUGCAAGAGGAGUGGCGUGAAAGCGCAGAAUUCGAUCUAAAUUCUAGGUGAUUAGCGGGCUUUGUGUGCACUGGUGGUUAGGGGAACUGAUUAUAUACAUUGUUAUGAGCAUUUCUUGGUGAUAAGUACUAGCACUAGAAGAUUUAGCUCUCUAUGACGAUGUUAUAUUUGUUGAUUUUUCCUUUAAUAUAACAUUGGCUACUGAGUCCUGAAAUGCAGCCCUUAGAAACCCGUAGGGUGAUGUAUAUGAUUGUGUAAAAGCCAAAAAAAAUCUCUUCCUAGUUCCUACCAGCUAUAAGAAAUUCAAAUGAGGCAAUUUUCAUGCCUUUGUGCUCGUACUAA
Beta vulgaris subsp. vulgaris (sugar beet) is the source of this 1596-nucleotide messenger RNA. RefSeq lists its product as uncharacterized. Gene Ontology annotation, biological process: positive regulation of DNA-templated transcription. Gene Ontology annotation, cellular component: SWI/SNF complex. The coding region runs from base 103 to 1305 and encodes 400 amino acids. NCBI's taxonomy places the organism in Eukaryota, Viridiplantae, Streptophyta, Magnoliopsida, Caryophyllales, Amaranthaceae. The record is from RefSeq and is a predicted model, not a curated record. The transcript has 2 exons.